AUGAUCACGGCGGGACAAGUAUACGCAUCUCGGCUCUUACCGACUGUGUCCUCGUGGACAUUUUACACCAACGCCGUCCUGUUCAGUGCAGUCGUCACCAGUAUAUUCAUCCUCCUACUGGCCGUACAUCAUCUGAGGCGGCACUGCAAAUCCCCCGCCGUUGCUACAGAACAGACAGACCAGUGGUCCCAGCUGUCCAACAUGGAAAAGUCCAAAUCUGCGGACAACUCAACCUCGCCGCCGGCCACCUCAGCCUGCGAUGUCCUCAAGCCAUUAUCGCAGAAUGGCAAUUUCCCAAGCAGCGGGGCCGUGGCGGCCAGAGCCCGCGAGCAGAUGCAAAAUGGUGGGAAAUCAUCUCCGUCCGGCUCCCCUGCGGCCGCCACGCAGCCUCGAUCUGAGACGGCAGGUGAUUCGACGGGUCCUGUGCAGAAACGCAGUGAGUCGGUGCAGCAAAUGCGUGAGGUGGAUGUCAAUGGCGUCCGAACGUGGCGACGGCUGGUCGUGGAGUAUAGUUAG
Messenger RNA from Penicillium argentinense, 516 nucleotides. RefSeq lists its product as uncharacterized. Lineage: Eukaryota; Fungi; Ascomycota; Eurotiomycetes; Eurotiales; Aspergillaceae. Bases 1 to 516 code for a protein of 171 amino acids. The record is from RefSeq and is a predicted model, not a curated record. The transcript has a single exon.